AGGCCUUCUCUGCUGGCCUAAACAUGCUCAAGAAAAGUAAAUUUAUGUUAUUUUAUUUUCAUAAAUAUGUAAACAAAAUGAUUCUCUAUUCUCUGUAUUCUUUACGUCAUAUUAUUUCCACUUAGUCGAGUGGCUUCCAAUAGUGUUUUUUAUGGUAGAGUUUUUAACCAAUUAUAUUUCAGCUAGCUUGUGUUGUCAAGUAAAUUAAAUUUGCUUGAGACCUUCAGAAUAAACAGAGCAGGCCCCUGUGCACUGUAAGUGAACGGGCACAGUCAGGUUGCAAUAGCCAAUCAGAUCUCGAUUCUGCGUACCAAGGCUAGCUAGAAGGUCUUACGCUGAACUCGACCCGUGCGCGUUCGGUGAUUGGAUUAGCACUUGCUAGGGCCUGACAAGCGGCAAUCUGGAGAAUUGAAAUAAACACGGAAAUUCAAGAGCCAGCUGUAUUUUUAACCCAUAAUGGCCGAAGGAGAAGACAUUGAUCUGGUUGCAGAUCUACUUUCCACGCCAUUUUCAAGACGGCCCUUUCAGGAAAAGUUGGAUAUCGUAAGAAGAGGUCGCUUAACCCCUGCGCUAGCUAGCCUAUCCCAGCAAGGAAAAGGGUUUGUCCGACAUUUUCAGACAACCAAUUAUGAACGGUACCCGUGGCUUACAGCCUCUGAGAAACGCUGCAAAUUGUACUGCUGGGAAUGCCUAUUGCUUGCAACUGAUCGAUUUGGUGUUUGGAGCCACACUGGGUUUGCCAACUUAAGUUGUUUUACCAAGGCAGCAACGAAGCAUCAGAGCACGGCUGGGCACUUACAAGCUACGGUGCGUUUAAAAACGUUUGGGGACAUUCGAGUAGAUCUGCAGCUCAGCGAACAAGUACGCCGGGAGACGGAGCUCCACAACGAAAAAGUGAAAAAAAAUAGGGAGAUAUUAAAAAGACUGAUGGAUUGUGUCAUGUUUUUGGGUAAACAGGAACUUUCAUUCAGGGGAAACGAUGAAGGCGCCCAGUCCUUAAAUAGAGGUAACUACGUGGAACUUCUUUCUUUUCUCGCAGAACAUGACGCAGACUUGCAUUACCACCUGACAACUAACAGGGUGUUUACUGGGACAUCAGGAAAAAUACAGAAUGACCUAAUUUAUGCUAUUGCUGAAGUGAUGGGAGACGAGAUCAAACUGGAGAUCAAAAAAGCCCCCUUUGUCGCAGUGAUGGUUGAUGAAACCACUGACGUGGGUAACAUGGCACAGCUAUCACUCGUCCUGCGCUAUAUGACGGACACAGGUGUCAAGGAGCGUUUCAUAAAAUUUGAGGAUGUAACCAGUGGCAAACGAGCUGAUGACAUUGCCGUUCUUAUUUUCCAUUUAUUUGAGGAAUAUGAAUGUUCUCUGGACAAAGUUGUGGCACAGUGUUAUGACGGUGCAGUGGUAAUGGCAUCCGGGUUGAAUGGGGUGCAGGCUAAAGUUAAAGAAAAGGCACCUAUGGCCUUAUUCAUUCAUUGUUAUGCGCAUCGUCUAAAUUUAGUACUGAUGCAAGGGGCCUCAAAGCUUAAAGAGUGUAAGGUCUUUUUAGCCAAUGUGAAUGGCCUCGCUGCAUUCUUCUCCAGAUCCCCGAAGCGCACUAAACUACUAGACAACAUAUGCAAGCGGCGUUUUCCUCAAGUUGUGCCGACGCGGUGGCAAUAUACAUCAAGAUUGGUGAAUGCAGUUUAUGAGAAGAGACUUGCGUUGAAGGAACUGUUUGAUCACAUAUUGGAGCACCAUGAUGAGUAUGAUCAGGACACUGUGCUUUCUGCCGAUGGAUUUACUGCACGUCUGGGUGAUUUUGAGUUUUGUUUUUUGCUCAACAUAUUCAAUGGGAUUUUUGAGUAUGCUGAUGUGCUUUUUGGAAUACUUCAGACAAAAUCACUGGAUGUGCAAUUUUGCAUGGCAAGGGUGAACGAAUUUUGUGACACAGUUGAGCGAGCAAGGGACAAAUUCAGUGAAAUAUACGAAGAAACAGUGCGCAUCUCAGGUGGUCCAAGCGCGCGCAGAGGCCAGGGCGCGACACAAGACGACCUGCGCGCACACUACCAACGUCUCCACACCAGCAUUCUGGACAACAUUCUUUCCCAGACACGGACUCGAUUUCAGGACCACGAAAGGCUGAUGUUUCUCUCCCUUCUCGACCCUCAGCACUUUCAGAUAUACAGGAAAAAAUUUCCACAAACAGCCUUCUCCAGCUUAACACAGAGCCACGGAUCAUUAUUUGAUCUUCCCCGACUUAAAACAGAACUGACUGUAAUGUAUGCCAUGGUUGAUUUUGAAGGGAGAAGUCCAGCUGAUCUUCAUGAUUUUCUUCGGAGCAAAAAUCUGAGUGAGAGUUUGGGACAACUUUACGCACUGGCCUGUUUGGCUGUUACUAUCCCUGUAUCCACUGCAUCUGUCGAGCGGUCAUUUUCAACGUUAAAGCGUAUUAAAACUUAUGCCAGAAACACGACCGGACAGAAACGGCUUUCAGCAUUAGCCUCCAUGUCCAUAGAAAAGGACUUACUGAUGGACCUAAAACGCGCCGAUAAACUGUACAACAGAGCCACUGAAGUGUUCUUGAGAAAAGAAAGGAGGCUCGACUUUAUUUUCAAAUAAGCAGACGCUGUUGAGAACUAUGUUGGUGAGUAAAUGCAUUUUAUUUUCAAUUUCUUCUUGUCAUUGCAAUAUUUUCAGUUAUUUGCUGUUGUAUAGCCUAUUCUCAAAAAUGCAAACGAUCUCUUAACUUUAUUUUCAAAGAAUAGUUUGUUUUGUUAUUGUCUGGUUGGUGUCUUAUAUGAAACGGCGACAUUGCGCAAUUUAUUAGACAGACUUGUUUAAGAUCACACAGCGUAAUUUUGGUGGCAUUUUGUUUAGUAUUUUUAAAUCACCUUUUUAUUUUUGACAAUAUCUGUGAACUUAGUUUCCUAAUCUUAAUUGUGAAUGCAUACUUGAUGGUUUUAAAUGCUCCUGAAAUAAAGUGCUGCUUGACUAGCCUAUAUUGAGGUGAAGUUAAUGUAUGGGGCGUCACUGAAGGCCUAAGGUUGAAAUGCACG
Molecule: messenger RNA, 3041 nt
Organism: Boleophthalmus pectinirostris (great blue-spotted mudskipper)
Lineage: Eukaryota; Metazoa; Chordata; Actinopteri; Gobiiformes; Gobiidae
Product: zinc finger MYM-type protein 1-like
Exons: 1
Coding region: 457-2604 (715 amino acids)
Molecular function (GO): protein dimerization activity
Source: RefSeq, a predicted model, not a curated record